Molecule: messenger RNA, 1054 nt
Organism: Striga asiatica
Lineage: Eukaryota; Viridiplantae; Streptophyta; Magnoliopsida; Lamiales; Orobanchaceae
Source: the annotation of a GenBank genome assembly
CUGCCUAGAAUACGAAUCAACUCAAUCACCUNAAAAAAAAAAAAUGGAGAAUAAUUAUCCUUUCUUCAUCUUCUCUACUCUGCUUAUUACAAUACUCAGCAGCACCAUUAACAGUAUAACUUUCUUAGCCGCCACAACCGACAAAAACGCACUUGUCCAAUUCAAAACUUCCAUCACCUCCGACCCUUACCGUCGCUUGGCCACAAACUGGUCGACCGACACAAAUUCCUCUGUUUGUGAAUGGAUUGGUGUUUCGUGUGGCACCAAACACAAUAACAGAGUCACGGGACUUGACAUUUCCGGUUUUAGCCUCAGAGGAACUCUGUCACCACAUCUUGGGAACUUGACGUUUUUAAGAUACUUAAACAUCAGUUAUAAUAAUUUCACGGGGCCCAUACCCCGUGAGCUGUCUCAUUUGCGUAGGGUGAGGUCUAUAGAUAUGGGAUUCAACUCAUUCGCCGGACAAAUACCAACCUGGUUUGGAGCAUUUCAUCAGCUCGAGGUAUUACGUCUGAAUAAUAACACGUUCACGGGCAGAAUACCAUAUGGUAUCUUCAAUAUGUCCUCCAUGAGAGAGAUUUGGAUUAGAUCUAACCACUUGUCGGGUGAGCUCCCAAGCGAUAUGUGCAAUAAUCUUCCCAACCUUAAGGUGCUUGAACUCGGAGACAAUCAAAUGGAAGGCCACGUUCCACCAAAUAUAGGCAAGUGUAGAGAGCUUCAGAUCCUGUGGUUAUCACACAACCAAUUCAAUGGUGAAAUCCCAAGUCAAAUUGCAAGUUUGAGCAUGCUUAGGGAGUUGUACCUGGGCUCCAACAACUUUAAAGGCUCCAUACCCCAAGAGCUGUCCCGCUUGCAAGGCCUGCAAAUUCUAGUUUUAGAUAACAACCAGUUAACGGGCUCCAUUCCACGUGGCAUCUUCAGUCUUCCAUCCAUUAGAAUGAUGAGGAUUUCCAACAAUUACCUCUCGGGGUCAAUACCAAAGAAAAUUGGAAAUUGUACGUACUUGAAGGAAAUAGACCUUUCUUACAACAAUUUGACAGGUAUGAGCUAUUUU